AUGGGACUAACACUAUCAAGCCUAUUUACUCGAUUGUUUGGAAAUAAGCAAAUGAGAAUCUUAAUGGUUGGUUUGGACGCAGCUGGCAAGACAACGAUAUUAUACAAGCUAAAACUUGGAGAAGUGGUCACUACAAUACCUACAAUCGGAUUUAAUGUUGAGACGGUAGAAUAUAAAAACAUAAGUUUUACAGUGUGGGAUGUCGGUGGUCAGGACAAAAUAAGACCUCUAUGGAGACAUUAUUUUCAGAAUACGCAGGGGUUGAUUUUCGUUGUCGAUAGCAACGAUAGCGAAAGACUACACGAAGCACGCGAUGAGUUAUCAAGAAUGCUCUCCGAAGACGAGCUUCGUGACGCGGUUCUCCUUGUUUUUGCUAAUAAGCAAGACCUUCCUAAUGCCUUGAAUAUUAGUGAUAUGAAAGAUAAGCUUGGAUUGAAUGAGAUUCGCUCCAGAAAGUGGUUUAUCCAAGCAACGUGCGGUACACAAGGAACAGGCUUGUACGAAGGUCUAGACUGGUUAUCGAACGAACUAUCAACAAUGAACUGA
Molecule: messenger RNA, 546 nt
Organism: Trichoplax adhaerens
Lineage: Eukaryota; Metazoa; Placozoa; Uniplacotomia; Trichoplacea; Trichoplacidae
Exons: 6
Coding region: 1-546 (181 amino acids)
Biological process (GO): vesicle-mediated transport; intracellular protein transport
Cellular component (GO): cytoplasm; plasma membrane
Molecular function (GO): GTP binding; GTPase activity
Source: RefSeq, a predicted model, not a curated record